AUGUGGGCUCUCCUGAUGCUGUGGCCCCUAGCACUGGGGUUCAGCCUGGAUGACACUCAGACCCCCAUUUUCUACGACGAUGAUGGGGGCAGCACGGAGAGAGGUGAUGAUAGCACACCGGGGCCCCACCCGCGCAGCUUCCCUGGCCAGCCCUGUGCCAAUGACAGCAACACUCUGGAGGUCCCGGGCAGCUCUCGGGCACUGCUGCUAGGCUGGGUGCCCACGAGACUGGUGCCCACGCUCUACGGGCUGGCCCUGGCAGUGGGGCUGCCCGCCAAUGGCCUGGCGCUGUGGGUGCUGGCCACGCGGGUGCCACGACUGCCCUCCACGAUGCUGCUGAUGAACUUGGCGGCGGCUGACCUGCUGCUGGCCCUGGCGCUGCCGCCACGCAUCACCUACCACCUGCGGGGUCAGCGCUGGCCCUUCGGCGAGGCCGCCUGCCGCCUGGACACAGCAGCGCUCUAUGGUCACAUGUACGGCUCCGUGCUGCUACUGGCCGCCGUCAGCCUGGACCGCUACCUGGCCGUGGUGCACCCGCUGCGGGCCCGCACCCUGCGAGGCCAGCCCCUGGCCAUCGGGCUCUGUGUCACGGCCUGGCUGGUGGCAGCCGCCCUGGCGCUGCCCCUGGCGCUGCAGCAGCAGACCUUCCGGCUGGCGCAUUCGGACCACGUGCUCUGCCACGACGUGCUGCCUGUCGGUGCCCAGGACUCCUACUGGCGGCCCGCCUUCAUCUGCCUGGCGGUGCUCGGCUGCUUCCUGCCGCUGCUGGCCAUGCUGCUGAGUUACGGGGCCGCCCUGCGCACGCUGGCGGCCGGCGGCCGGCGUUACAGCCACGCGCUGAAGCUGACCGCGCUGGUGCUGACCUCGGCCGUGGCCCUCUUUGCACCCAGCAACGUGCUGUUGCUCCUGCACUACUCAAACCCGGACCCUGAUGCCCGGGGGGACCUGUACGCUGCCUACCUGCCCAGCCUGGCGCUCAGCACCCUCAACAGCUGUGUAGACCCCUUCAUCUACUACUAUGUGUCGGCCGACUUCAGGAGCAAGGUGCAGGAAGUGAUGCGUCGCCGGGUGCCUGGUACUGCAACAGCUUCCAGGGAGGGGUGCAGCCCGGCAACCGGCACCCCGUCCUCCUCGUUUGUGUGA
Molecule: messenger RNA, 1143 nt
Organism: Mesoplodon densirostris (Blainville's beaked whale)
Lineage: Eukaryota; Metazoa; Chordata; Mammalia; Artiodactyla; Ziphiidae
Gene: F2RL3
Product: F2R like thrombin or trypsin receptor 3
Exons: 2
Coding region: 1-1143 (380 amino acids)
Biological process (GO): positive regulation of Rho protein signal transduction; phospholipase C-activating G protein-coupled receptor signaling pathway; blood coagulation
Cellular component (GO): membrane
Molecular function (GO): thrombin-activated receptor activity
Source: RefSeq, a predicted model, not a curated record